AUGCCAGGACAGCUUCGGCUAUCACGAGAGCGUCCUCCAUCAUCGUAUAGCGUCCAGUUCGAGUCUUGCAAGACCAUGAUGGAUCUGGUCAAGGAUGGAUACUACGAGUCUCGUCCUUUCACAGCCGGUGGGCUCAAUUGGACGUUCCUAAUCUACCCAAUGGGGAUUAACAAGAACAUCUUGAUCCCAUAUGUUUCACUCUAUGUAAGAAUCGAUAACUCAAGCGUUAUUACCGAUCCCCAAGAUGUGUAUGCGGAGAUUAAGUUCUUCUCCAAAUACUACUACCUUAACAGUCCCUUUUAUUCUUACUACGAAGAAUUUGAACCGGCGAUGUUUCAUUCGUUCAAACGGGAGUGGGGAGUGCCGGAUUUUCUACUUACGAGUUUCUUCACGGUGCCGGUAUCUGCAUACCUUUUCGACGGCGGAAAAUGUGAGUUUGGAGUAAACGUCUUCGUUGCUCCACCUUUUAACAAUUGGGAAAAAAUCUCCUAUGAUGAAAACAUUAGCACCAAUUUCACUUGGAACCUCUCCGAUUUCUCUACCCUCAUUAGUCCCGACUUUAACACAUCCGAACCGUUUUCGUCCGGAGGCAGAAACUGGUUAUUGAAAGUGUAUCCAAAUGGAUAUGGUGUUGGAACGGAUAAUUCUUUGUCACUCUACUUGUUGAGUGAGUCUAAUGAAAAGGGGUACGUUCGAGCUAAUUUACGAGUUCUGAACCAAAUCCCAUCCAACAAUGUUGAGAAACAAGUUGAGGGAUGGCCUAAUGCAGCAGAAAACGGAUGGGGUUUCGAAGAGUUUAUGCCUCUUUCAGAUCUUAAAGAUGGAACCAAAGGUUUUGUUGUGGAUGAUGUGCUCCAGGUUGAAGUCGAGAUCAUGGCCCUCUCUAAAACAAGUUCUAGUUAG
This is a messenger RNA of Microthlaspi erraticum, 903 nucleotides long. Lineage: Eukaryota; Viridiplantae; Streptophyta; Magnoliopsida; Brassicales; Brassicaceae. The record is from the annotation of a GenBank genome assembly.